Molecule: messenger RNA, 1024 nt
Organism: Neopelma chrysocephalum (saffron-crested tyrant-manakin)
Lineage: Eukaryota; Metazoa; Chordata; Aves; Passeriformes; Pipridae
Gene: SLC35E3
Product: solute carrier family 35 member E3
Exons: 5
Coding region: 79-1008 (309 amino acids)
Cellular component (GO): Golgi apparatus
Molecular function (GO): nucleotide-sugar transmembrane transporter activity; antiporter activity
Source: RefSeq, a predicted model, not a curated record
GGCGCGAGCCCACGUGUCCCGCGGGGCGGGGGCGGUGGGCCCGGCCGGUUCGCUGGCGGCCGCCGGGCAGCCUCAGCCAUGGGUUGGCUGCCGGCGCAGGGCCGGCUGGCGGCGGGGCUGCUGGUGAACCUGGCCGCCUCCAUCUGCAUCGUCUUCCUGAACAAGUGGCUGUACGUGCGGCUGGGCUUCCCCAACCUCAGCCUCACCCUAGUCCACUUCGCCAUUACCUGGCUCGGCCUCUACCUGUGCCAGGCGCUCGGCGCCUUCUCCCCCAAGAGCCUCCAGCCCGCGCAGGUGCUGCCGCUGGCCCUCAGCUUCUGCGGCUUCGUCGUCUUCACCAACCUCUCCCUGCAGAGCAACACCAUCGGCACCUACCAGCUGGCCAAGGCCAUGACCACGCCGGUCAUCGUUGUCAUCCAGAGCGUGGCUUACGGCAAGACCUUCCCCCUGCGGAUCAAGCUGACCCUGGUCCCCAUCACGCUGGGCGUCUUCCUCAACUCCUACUACGACGUGAAGUUCAACGUCCUGGGGAUAGCAUUCGCCACCUUGGGCGUCCUGGUGACCUCCAUCUACCAAGUGUGGGUAGGCGCUAAGCAGCAUGAGUUGCAGGUAAACUCUAUGCAGUUGCUGUACUAUCAGGCACCAAUGUCCUCAGCUAUGUUGCUGUUCAUCAUACCCUUCUUUGAGCCAGUCUUCGGAGAAGGGGGAAUAUUUGGGCCUUGGACGCUUUCUGCUGUGAUAAUGGUACUGCUGUCUGGAAUAAUAGCCUUUAUGGUAAACUUGUCCAUUUACUGGAUCAUUGGAAAUACGUCACCAGUCACGUAUAACAUGUUUGGACAUUUCAAGUUCUGCAUCACCCUCCUGGGAGGGUGCCUCUUAUUUAAGGAUCCACUAUCUGUUAACCAAGGCCUUGGGAUUCUGUGCACAUUGUUUGGCAUUUUAGCCUACACGCACUUCAAGCUUAGUGAGCAGGAAAGCAGUAAGAGUAAAUUGGUCCAGCGUCCAUAAAGCAAGAUUUUCUGAA